Cicer arietinum (chickpea) is the source of this 864-nucleotide messenger RNA. RefSeq names its product chaperone protein dnaJ 20, chloroplastic-like. Gene Ontology annotation, cellular component: chloroplast. The record is from RefSeq and is a predicted model, not a curated record. NCBI's taxonomy places the organism in Eukaryota, Viridiplantae, Streptophyta, Magnoliopsida, Fabales, Fabaceae.
CAAUUAAAUGAAGUACAAAGUCACGCAUAUAAAUAUAUAUGCAAGUUCUUUUCCACGCUCAUUCAUCAUUUUUCAUAGAUCAAGGAAAUAAUUAAACACAAUUAAUUAUAGAAAUGGAUGCUUCAUCAUUAACCUCAAGCCUAAGAAUUUCCAAUUCAAACCAAUUUCAUUACCUUCCACAACUCUCAAACAAACAACAAAGACCAUGUGAAGUGCACUUUACAAUUUCAUGCAAAGCAACAAAGCUAAAGAAUAUGGAGGAAACCAAGCAUGGAUCAAAUUUCUACAAAAUGUUAUCCGUGAAUCCAAAAAAUGCAACAAUGGAAGAGAUAAAGAAAGCUUAUAGAUCAAUGGCACUUCAAUAUCACCCCGAUGUGUGUCAUGAUCCUAACAUGAAAGAGGAAUCAACGAGGAUGUUUGUUCAACUAAACGUAGCUUACAAGACUUUGUCAAAUCCUAUGCUCCGUGAACAAUAUGAUAGUGAAUUGGGUUUGAAAAACAAUAUGGUUAUUAAUAAUAUUGUUAGUGAAGAGAUGUGGAGAAGUAGGUGGCAAGAACAAAUUGUUGAGUUGAAGAAAAGGUCUCGUAGACGUAUGGAACAAAAAGAAGGGUCUUGGGGUAGUAGAAUGAGGACACAAAACAUGAAAGAUAGUUACUAAUUUCAUUUUUCUUUCUCUUCUUGUGAAUUGUCAAUAGCUUGUUGUUAUUUUCUUUGAACUAUAUAGCUUGAUUUUAUAGGCAUUGAUUCUUUCAUUUAUAAUAUAUAUUUAACCUAUAAUUAUUCUAUCCGAUACAAUAUCUUUGGGCAAGAGUUUGGUCAGCUCUCUGCACUAUUUCAAAAUUCAAAUGUGUAAUCCAUUAGUA